This is a messenger RNA of Porites lobata, 330 nucleotides long. NCBI's taxonomy places the organism in Eukaryota, Metazoa, Cnidaria, Anthozoa, Scleractinia, Poritidae. The record is from the annotation of a GenBank genome assembly.
AUGCAUGAACGAGACAUCAUGAAGUUGAAAGCAAUACGUUCAAAGAACCCACAAGAUUGGGGUGAACUUAAACGACUUUGCAGCAAAGUUAACAGUAACAUCAAGAUCGCAAAGGAAUCUUAUUACAAACAAUCAUUUACUGGACACAAAAAUGACUCUCGACGCACCUGGCAAACUACUAAUGAACUUACAUCUCGCAAAAGUAACACCUCCUCUAUUAAAGAACUAAUUGUAAAUGGUGUUUCAAUAAACAAAACUACCGACUUGGCAAAUGCGUUUAAUGAACAUUUUUCCACAAUUGGCCUGAAACUUGCUAAUGAGAUCCUGUGA